GUGGAUCAUUAGGUUGCUUUUCGCGUCAGGUCGCGGAAGUUUGGCAGACGUCAUUAGCACCAGUAACCAACCCAUCAACCCCAGGAAAGUUCUUCACCUCAACACCACAACCGCAAUUAAUCCUUCGUCGUUCAAACCCGACCACGCCCUUGGUAUCAUUUCAAUCGAUCUUUACGGUCCUUAGCGGAGUGAUCCGCAGUACCAGUGUAUCACUUGCGCCCUGAAAGAUUCGAAUCGACUUAUUUUCCCGACUCCAUCAUUUCAACCUUCACUGGCUUAAACCGAAAUGGAUCCCCAUACCACCUCAUCAGACGCUGUACUUAAUGAGUCGUCGCCAUUACUCCCUACCACAGAGAACAGGCCCAAAGGAACACGAUCAGUUACCUUCAGCGACAACCCUGUUACAAAAACCUUUGAACCUACUCGACAACAAUUUCAACAUCGAUCCCCCGGGCAUCAUGCUGUUGGCUCCGUCAGCGGCGCCGCUGGUGGCCCUCCCAUGCUCACAGCUCUGAACAAUAAGCUCAGGAGACGGAACAGCCAAGGGUCGGUACCUGCAGUUGCUAAUCUAUCUUUUGGGCCCAAAAUUGGACCUCAACGCAGUACGAAAAAGACGGAAAAGCUUAAGCUGCUUCCCAACACCGACCUGGACGACCCUGAAGAUGAGGAGAGUGGAAGAGAUGUCUAUUCUCAGUACACACGUAUCAAGGAUCCUGCUGCGCGGAGAGAUGCAGCGAAACUAGGAAAAGCGGAUCGAGACCGACUGCCGCGUGUCACGGCAUAUUGCACUGCAAACCGAUACGAGAUGGAAGCCCUGAUGAGAUUCCUAAAGGGAAGAGGAAAGACCCGAGGCGCAAAUCCCAAGCUCAUCGACGAAUGCAUAUAUACGCCGUAUAAUUAUACCGCCAAGAACGCGCGCAGUCGCGAUCCAGUUCAGAGCUAUGAACGCCGGCAUUCAACUGGAGGUGACGCCAUUGAUGUCGCGCAACAGCGGAGCGACUUAGCUGACUUGCAUUCAGAAGAGGCCGGUUCAGAGGCCCAUGGCCACAAUGGCCACGCCCAUAACGAUGCUAACGGUAACGGUAAUGGCUCUCACAUUGACAGCGCAGAUCUGCUGGGCUCGGCAAUAGAAGAUCACGACUCGAUAAGCGAGACCAAUCCCGAUUUUGAUACGCAGGUGCAUACACCCGAGGUGUUUCUCUUUGAUUAUGGAGUGGUUGUCAUCUGGGGAAUGACCGAAGCUCAAGAAGCCCGGUUCCUGAAAGAGAUCGCCAAGUUUGAGACGGAGAAGCUUGCCCCAGAUGAUGUCGAGACUGAGUUGUUCAACUUUUACUACACCAAGGAUUAUCAGGCCCGUAUCUAUAACGACUUUAUCACUCUCCGCGACAAGAACAACUACAUGACGAAAUUAGCUAUUUCUCAUGCACUGGCGCAAAGUGUCAAAACCUCACUCUUCGAAGAGCUGAUUGCAUCAACAGUCGAUACAUGCAAAGAUAUUCCUACACAAAUAGCCACAACAGGGAAAAUUGCACUUCGGCGAUCACAGAUCAACAUGCAAAUUGGAGAGCUUUUCAUUCUUCGCAUCAACAUCCACCUCAACGGCUCAGUCCUCGAUACACCUGAGCUCUUCUGGGUAGAGCCCCAACUCGAACCCGUGUACCAAGCCGUCAGGAGUUAUUUAGAGAUGGAUCAGCGCGUUGGACUUCUGACAGAACGUCUCGAUGUCAUAGCAGAUUUGUUGGCUGUGCUAAAAGGAGAGCUUAGUCAUGGCCAUGACGAGAAGCUUGAAUGGAUCGUAAUUGUUCUUAUUGCGGCAGAAAUUCUAGUGGCAGCUGUCAAUAUUGUAGUAGACUUAUAUGUCGGCGAAUAAGCUUUUGUUCAACCAUGGUAUCUCACCCAUUCUUUCAUUGGGGAAGGAAGGAGAAGAAGAAAUAACAAAUUUAGCUAGCGGAGUUUGAUAUUGUCAGAGUAUGUGUUAUAGUUUGGUAUAACAACCCACAAACGAGGCGACCAGGAGUACGUGUAAAAUUUGCAGAUAUUAGAUAGAUGACUUCGCGGUUAGGUCUAAGAACGAUGCGCGCGGAGAAACUGCGUUUCUUAAUCUAUGUGAAUCCUUUCUCGGAACUUGGUUCUUUGUUGUGAAAAGCAUCUAAUUACUAGUACAUGGGUUGAUGUCAUGACAUGCGAAAUUGUAUACCCGCCAAAACGCCCCUAGAGACAUUGAAUGGAUGUCCUCAUUCCUCUACUUUCUCGCCAGCCUGCGUAUCUUGAUCCUCAGUGUCAUCACCCAUCUCUAUGUCCUCGUCCUGAACGAGUUGCUUUGACUCAGCAGGCUUAUCAUCCUUCUUGUCAGAUGCGGGGCUUUUCUUCGAUUCAUCGCUCUUGGCCAUUGCAAGUUCGAAUUUUGCCUCGUAUUCAUCUUUCUCACCAUCAGAGAGACCCUUCCAGAUACGAGUAAGCUCAUCCUCAAUGUUCACAGGGAUUUCAUUGUCCUUUUCCUUGCUCUCGAGACCAGGCCGUGUUUCUAAGCAAAACAGCUCGAAUGCACUGGUGGGCUUCUUAGAAUCGCUCGCAGAGAUACCGUUGGCAUGAGCCGGCUUCGGUUGGCUUUCUGGGGGGUGUGAGAAGGUUUCGGAGGUUGGGGAGCCGGCGGUGUUGGUAAAAGAUGCAGCGACUGGUGCCUUCGAGUCGGAAUCAGGCAUCAUCGACUUUCGGUGGCCUCUCUUCGUACGCAGAGGCUUAUCUUUGGGCUUCUGGUGGUUAGCUAACUCACUUGGUAUGGUGAAUUGGUAGUCCUAAUCCAAGCGCAAAAGCAUCAACAUUGAACCGGGCGCCGUAAGUAGUAGAGGCGCGGCAGGCCGGUAGAGGAUUGCCAGGCAAAGGGAGAAGAGGGAUGGGAAGAAAAUAAUAGCAUACCGUAGGGGGUGGGCUUGGGCUGCCGUCUGAGUCCUCGACGUUUGCGCUCGUGCGCUUUGCGAGCUGUUCGAGUAGAAACGCGCGCUCUAUUCGCAACUUUUCAACCUGGCGCUUGAUACGAGCAAGACGAAGUCGGGCGGCAUCAUUGGCGUCUUCAACUUCAUUGGUGCGGUUCUUGAGUUGAACACAUUUUCGACGAUAGGCCUCCUCCACGGAAGGAGGGAGUGUAGAAGGAAUCGCUGGAGUGCGAGGAGGCAGGUCAGCUUCUGAUGCCUUGCGCUUGAGUGUUAUGGGCAUGCUGCGCGUUUGAUGUGGAGGCGAGGGUGAUGAUGAGAGAGCCGUGAAAACAAUACAGGAACUGCGCGACAAGGAGAAGAGUGUGGUUGUGAAGCGCAGGGCAAAUGAGGAUCGUGUGGUAGAUGGCGUAAGGGAUGUGCCUCAGCCUUAACUUGAGCCGUGAGUUUGAGGGUUGGAGCAAACCAACAGAACCCACCAGGAGCGAUCGUUGGCAGUGAGCGAUUCUGUCAUGGGCGAAUGACUUACCGGGCAUGGUUGGCUAGCUACCUAGGCAGGUAUGAAUCACAGCUAAUGAUAUGGUCUCUACGAUUGGUAUGUAUGUUGCUGGAAAAGAUUCGAUUAUGAGACGAGAAAAGAUAAUUGCGACGUCGACUGUCGAAGUUAGCUGUGAGUUCAGGAGUGAUUGCUUGACGCGUGACGAUUCGCCAGGUUGUUAAGCUCACUGAAUCACUCACUGAUGGGCGGUGUCCACUGGAAUCUGUAAUUGAUGAACGCUGAAAUCGAUCAGGCAACGAGACAGAGAAGAAGCUUCGUCACCAAGGCGAGAGGAGCUAGUACCUAUGGCGCUGGUCGUGGGUAUCAGUAUAAAAAGGUGUUGAAAGUAAGUGUGUCAAUCAG
This is a messenger RNA of Fusarium odoratissimum NRRL 54006, 3831 nucleotides long. RefSeq lists its product as uncharacterized. Bases 287 to 1870 code for a protein of 527 amino acids. Lineage: Eukaryota; Fungi; Ascomycota; Sordariomycetes; Hypocreales; Nectriaceae. The record is from RefSeq and is a predicted model, not a curated record. The transcript is spliced from 3 exons.